AAGCAAUCGUCAGUUUUACUGCUUCUAAUAUCCACUACAAUGAACUUGAUCCUACUUCUCACCUGUCUACAUUGUGUGAACUCUGAGAUUAUCAAAAUUCAACUACAUCAUGUGUCUGGAAUAAAAUCAGUGCUGUAUCCUUUUCAAAAACACCUCCGAGCAUUACAACGAAGAUGGACAAAUUUGUGGAAUGGUGGAGAUACACCGACAGGAGAACAGCUGCAUAAUUAUUUAAAUUUUCAGUACUAUGGAGAAUUACUAGUUGGAACGCCACCACAAAAGUUUCGUGUACUCUUCGACACAGGGUCAACCGACGCCUGGCUCCCCUCAAGAAAAUGCUGGUUUCUAGAUAUCGCCUGUUGGUUCAUUCGAUUUUAUGACAGUACGAAAUCAUCAACAUAUCAGUCAAAUGGAACAAAGUUUGAGGUGAAGUACAUCGUUGGUAGUUACUCUGGAUUUUGGAGCUUGGAUACAAUGCAGAUAAACUCCUUAGUUAUUCGCAAUCAGGCGUUUGCUGAAGUAACAAAUGUAUUCUCUGACGAUUUCUUUGCUAAUGAAUUCGAUGGAUUAAUUGGUAUGUCAAGGAGAAAUGUUUCAAGAUAUGGGAACACUCCAUUCUUUCCAAAUAUACUUUCUCAAUUCAAAGAUAUGGAUCCUGUGUUUUCAUUCUAUCUGAGUCGGAAGAAUGGUCAUGCUGGUGGAGAGAUGGUGCUGGGUGGUGUUGAUCCAGAAUAUUUUACUGGAGAUUUCGAAAACUUGCCUGUCCUGUCUGAAAAUCGUUGGAUUGUUAACAUCAAAAGCUUGAAAGUGAAUGGAGUAGAGUACUGUGAUGCAGCAUGCUCUGGUGUUAUAGAUACUGGGACAUCCUUGAUAGUCGGAUCUAGUGCAUUGGUGGGUAAAAUUAAUUCACAACUCGGUGCCGUAUCUGCAACGGAUGGGGAGUAUGUAGUCGACUGCAGUAAUCUCAAUAACCUUCCUUCCAUUGAAUUUAGCCUUAAGGAGAGAAUAUAUGUGUAUCAAGCAAAAGAUUACGUGGUCAAAGAUUCGAACUGGUUAUCAACAGAAUGUCUAUCACCUUUCAGAAGCAGUCCUAAAUUGUCUGAGGGAUCCUGGAUUCUAGGCGAUGUAUUCAUGAGGAAGUUCUACACUGUAUUCGAUUUCGGUGAGCGAGAGAUACGAUUGGCUGAUGUUAACGAUGGAUAAAGCUUUUGGUACCUAAACCAGUAAAUCACUGAACGUGAACAUGUCUUAUAAAAUAAAUUACGAAGUUCUUGUUUAGCACAAUAUAAUUAUUCCUUCAAGAUCUUUCGGAAAACGGAUAAUCGCUGAGGGUGUAUACGUCCGUUUAAAAUGAUAUUAUCUGUGGCAUUUUAAUAACUAUAUUGGGAAACGCCUUUAAUAUAGUGAAUUUCAGUCUAGAGAAUUAUUUGAGGAUCCUGCCUUUUUAAAAUAAGCAAUCAAAAUGAGCAGUUUAAUGGUAGAGAUUUGAAACCGAGCAACCUGAGAUAGAAGUCACUGAAAAUAGUGCUCAACUCGAAUGUUACUUAUGUAGAAUAUUUAAACAGAACUUCUCAGUUAAA
Messenger RNA from Trichobilharzia regenti, 1580 nucleotides. NCBI's taxonomy places the organism in Eukaryota, Metazoa, Platyhelminthes, Trematoda, Strigeidida, Schistosomatidae. The record is from the annotation of a GenBank genome assembly.